GCUGUGGACUGCAAGUGUCAGCGGCGGUCGAGGCCCUGGCGGGAGCCCGAGUAACACGAACCACGCGCCUGCUGACGGGGAUCGCUGGCAGGGGGCGACGUGCCAACAGAGCAACAUGCAGAUAGGCGCCCAGCGCCCUGACGACCCCUCCCGAGGAAAAGAGGCCGGGGCCGCUCUGGGGCGGCGGAGAGCAUGAGGGAGGCCGGGGGCUGGCUCGACUCAUAGCGCUGCUAGGGAGCGGUGCGCGCUGCACACUCGCCGGGGCGCAACGGAGGGCGGGGAGCCGGACUGGUCGCGCCUGCUGGCGGGAACGCCGGCCACCGGGAGCUGUUCUGAUUUCCGAAGCGGACUAGAGGGGCACGGAGCAGUCCCCGGCCUCGGCGUGCAGCCAACAUGGGCAACGCAGGGAGCAUGGAUUCGCAGCAGACCGAUUUCAGAGCGCACAACGUGCCUUUGAAGCUGCCGAUGCCCGAGCCAGGUGAACUGGAAGAACGAUUUGCCAUCGUACUGAAUGCUAUGAACCUACCCCCUGACAAAGCCCGGUUACUGCGGCAGUAUGACAAUGAAAAAAAGUGGGAACUCAUUUGUGAUCAGGAACGAUUCCAGGUGAAGAAUCCUCCCCAUACAUACAUUCAAAAGCUCAAAGGCUAUCUGGAUCCAGCUGUAACCAGGAAGAAAUUUAGACGGCGUGUUCAAGAAUCUACCCAAGUGCUAAGAGAACUGGAAAUUUCUUUACGAACCAACCAUAUUGGAUGGGUCAGAGAGUUUUUGAAUGAAGAAAACAAAGGCCUUGAUGUUCUAGUGGAGUAUCUAUCAUUUGCUCAGUAUGCAGUAACUUUCGACUUUGAAAGUGUGGAAAGUACAGUGGAGAACUCAGUGGAUAAACCCAAGUCCUGGAGUAGAUCCAUUGAGGACUUGCAUAGAGGGAGCAACCUGCCCUCGCCAGUGGGCAACAGUGUCUCACGUUCUGGAAGACAUUCUGCAUUGCGAUUGGUUUCUCUGCCUGAGUAUCUUCAGUUCAAAAGCCACCAGAGCUGCUUCUCUCCCUGUUGCCUAUGGAGCAGCUUCAGUUUACACACUGAUGAUGAGGCUUCAAACCGGCAAAUCUCAUACAAUACUUUGCCGAGCAGAAGAACUCUGAAAAAUUCGAGACUCGUGAGUAAGAAAGAUGAUGUACACGUCUGUAUCAUGUGUUUACGUGCCAUCAUGAACUAUCAGUAUGGUUUCAACAUGGUGAUGUCUCACCCACAUGCUGUUAAUGAGAUUGCCCUAAGUUUGAACAACAAAAACCCAAGAACAAAAGCACUUGUCUUAGAACUGUUGGCAGCCGUUUGUCUUGUCAGAGGCGGGCAUGAAAUCAUUCUGUCAGCAUUUGAUAACUUUAAGGAGGUUUGUGGAGAAAAACAGCGGUUUGAGAAGUUGAUGGAACACUUCAGGAAUGAAGACAAUAAUAUAGAUUUUAUGGUGGCUUCUAUGCAGUUUAUUAAUAUUGUAGUACAUUCAGUAGAAGACAUGAAUUUCAGAGUUCACCUCCAGUAUGAAUUUACCAAGUUAGGCCUGGAUGAAUACUUGGAUAAGCUGAAACACACUGAGAGUGACAAGCUGCAGGUACAGAUUCAGGCUUAUUUGGACAAUGUGUUUGACGUGGGGGCUCUGCUGGAAGAUGCUGAAACCAAGAAUGCAGCAUUGGAAAGGGUGGAAGAACUGGAAGAAAACAUCUCUCAUUUGUCUGAAAAACUGCAAGAUACAGAGAAUGAAGCCAUGUCAAAGAUUGUGGAACUGGAAAAACAGCUCAUGCAGAGGAACAAGGAGCUGGAUGUUGUUCGAGAAAUCUACAAAGAUGCAAAUACACAGGUUCAUACACUAAGGAAAAUGGUCAAGGAAAAAGAAGAAGCCAUUCAAAGACAGUCAACCCUGGAAAAGAAGAUUCAUGAACUGGAGAAACAAGGAACCAUUAAAAUUCAGAAGAAGGGGGAUGGGGACAUUGCCAUCCUGCCAGUUGUGGCUUCUGGCACGUUGUCCACGGGGUCAGAGGUGGCUGUGGGUAACUGUGUGGGACCAGUAGCAGGGGCUGCCUCCUCAGGAUCCUUGCCUCCUCCUCCCCCACCACUGCCUCUGUCUUCAGAUGCACCUGAAGCAGUGCAAAAUGGUCCAGUAACACCACCGAUGCCGCCACCUCCACCUCCCCCACCACCCCCACCACCCCCACCUCCUCCACCACCUCCUCCUCUCCCUGGUCCUGCAGCUGAGACUUUACCAGCACCUCCUUUGCCACCCCCUCCUCCUCCCUCCGCACCCCCACUGCCAGGAACAUCUUCGCCCACAGUAGUUUUCAACUCAGGAUUAGCAGCUGUGAAAAUUAAGAAGCCAAUCAAGACGAAGUUCAGAAUGCCAGUUUUUAAUUGGGUUGCUCUGAAGCCAAAUCAGAUCAAUGGCACGGUCUUCAAUGAAAUUGACGAUGAACGAAUUCUGGAGGAUUUAAAUGUGGAUGAAUUUGAGGAAAUAUUUAAAACAAAAGCCCAAGGUCCUGCUAUUGAUCUUUCUUCAAGCAAACAGAAGAUAACACAAAAGGGAUCAAACAAAGUGACAUUACUAGAAGCAAAUAGAGCCAAAAAUCUUGCCAUAACUUUAAGGAAAGCUGGAAAGACUGCAGAUGAAAUAUGUAAAGCUAUUCAUGUAUUCGACUUGAAGACGCUGCCUGUAGACUUUGUAGAAUGCCUGAUGAGGUUCUUGCCAACUGAAAAUGAAGUGAAAGUGCUCCGGCUCUAUGAGCGGGAAAGGAAGCCCCUGGAGAAUUUGUCAGAUGAAGACCGCUUCAUGAUGCAGUUCAGCAAAAUCGAGAGGCUCAUGCAGAAAAUGACCAUCAUGGCCUUCAUUGGCAACUUUGCUGAAAGUAUUCAGAUGCUGACACCUCAACUACACUCGAUUAUAGCUGCAUCUGUUUCAAUAAAGUCAUCCCAAAAACUCAAGAAAAUUCUGGAGAUCAUUUUGGCCCUUGGAAACUAUAUGAAUAGUAGUAAGCGAGGAGCAGUUUAUGGAUUUAAACUUCAGAGUUUAGAUCUGCUUUUAGAUACAAAGUCAACAGACCGGAAACAAACACUGUUGCACUAUAUAUCAAAUGUUGUAAAAGAAAAAUAUCACCAAGUGUCUCUAUUUUAUAAUGAGCUUCAUUAUGUGGAGAAAGCUGCUGCAGUCUCCCUUGAGAACGUUUUACUGGAUGUCAAGGAGCUCCAGCGGGGCAUGGACUUGACCAAGAGGGAGUACACCAUGCAUGACCACAACACGCUGUUGAAAGAGUUCAUCCUCAACAAUGAAGGGAAGCUGAAGAAGCUGCAGGAUGAUGCCAAGAUUGCUCAGGAUGCCUUUGAUGAUGUUGUGAAGUAUUUUGGAGAAAACCCCAAGACGACACCACCCUCUGUCUUCUUUCCUGUGUUUGUCCGGUUUGUGAAAGCCUACAAGCAAGCAGAAGAGGAAAAUGAGCUGAGAAAGAAGCAGGAACAAGCUCUCAUGGAAAAACUCCUGGAGCAGGAAGCACUGAUGGAGCAACAGGACCCAAAGUCUCCUUCCCACAAAUCAAAGAGGCAACAGCAAGAAUUAAUUGCAGAAUUAAGAAGGCGACAAGUUAAAGAUAACAGACAUGUAUAUGAAGGAAAAGAUGGUGCCAUUGAAGAUAUUAUCACAGCCUUAAAGAAGAAUAAUAUCACUAAAUUUCCAAAUGUUCACUCGAGGAUCUUAGAAACCAACCAUACAGACGAGCCGAUGCGGUGAGGAGAAGUGUCAGGCGGCGCUUUGAUGAUCAGAACUUACGUUCUGUCAAUGGUGCCGAAAUAACCAUGUGAACCCAAGACCUGCCUGUAUGAAGAGGGUGUUCGUGAAUGAAACUGUCCACAUAAACUUUAUGUGCUACCAUUUAACUGCAGCCUUGAACAUAGAUUAAAUAUUCAAAGGGCUCAGAUUUAGCAAACACGUAGGAAAUUUAAAAAUAAUGGGCUCUCCUUUCAACCUUUGUUAACAAGUGCCUAAAAGUGGAAGUACCUGCUCAGAUUAAUCAAAGCAAUAGGAUUUGAUUUGAUUAGGUAUCUUUUUACACCCAUAUGUUAUUCAAUUUUUUAACCAAAAUGUAAAUUUCAUAUUACAUUUAUUAGUUGCCAUUCUAAUUGUCCCAUGAUGGCCCACCCUCAUUUCCUGAUAAGUUGUAAAUAACAUGGGUACAUUCGCUGUUGGCUUCCUUUGCUGAAAUGUCUUUUAAGGGAUUAAUUGAUUUUGGGGCUAAUUUUUUGUUACAGCCAUAUAUAAGAAGAUAGUAUUUUUAAGGGCUUGCAACAUGGAAGGAAACAAUUACAUGAUAAAUUCCUUUGGUCAAUAACCAAACUCCCAGCAAAAUCCAAACAGGAUGCAAUUGCAGUGGCACAAAAGUCACUCAACUCUGUCUUGUAUUAUAUUCUACUACUUCUCUGGUAGGGUAUGAUGCCUUUGAGACAUUCACAGUUAACAAUGCAAGGAUAUGAUGGCAUACAACUGUAUAAGACUUGUUUGCAGUACUGUGUUCUUCAGUUAGAGGCAGCUUUAAAAAAUAAUGCAAAUGUAUUUAUUAAUUAGUGUUAAAAUUAACAUCUCAGUAAUCAGUACUAGGACUUCUGAGGACCAUUAUUGGGUCAAUUUUGAGAAUAGAAAUUGGUGCCUUGCCAGCCAGGGAGUUCAAUUGCUCCAUCAAGCAGUCAAGAUUAUUUCUGCUAGCACAGUAGUGUUAGUUUGCCUGGCCUUACUCUCCUCUGACAAUCGCAGGGUUCUUGCCCUUUCCCCAAUUUUUCCUUUUGUAAAUUGGCAUUCAAAGUUAAGAAGUUUAGUAUUUCCCAGUUUACUCUGUGGGAACUGUAAUUAAAUUGCUGAAGUUUUGGGAUUAAGUUUGAAUGAUAAGUAAUGGAACUAAAUGGUCAACUAAGCCAUUGUAAUUUUUCCUUCAUCUCUGGCAGGGCACUUGAUCCAUUCCAAAGUCAAAAACUGGACUGAAGCUCAUUUGUACUUUUCAUAACCUACGAUUUCUGCUUCUGGCUUACCUUCUUGGCACAUUACAUCAAUAUGUUAAUUGUAAAGUUUUAUUGUAUAGUAUUUAACCACUGAAUUUCUUCUUUUAUGUUGUGCUUACCUGAAUUCCUUGGUGAAGGCCCCAUUUUCCUUGGAUAAUGUGUAGUUAUAUGAGCUCUUUUUAAAUGUACAGAUAUUUUGCUAUAAAAUUGGUGCAGUUUUUUAUGGUUUUUACACUUCUCCUUAAUUCCUACCUAAGUCUCUGGGUAAUAUUGUAAAUAUUGUUUAAAAAUGCAUCAGCCUAUGCUAUACAAUCUGAAUGUUAUUUUAACUUAUAGUUUUGUUGGUUUUUUUUGUUUAAUAUAUAUUUAACUACAAGGACAGUUUAGGGAUCAGUUACAUUUCACUUUAGCAUACCAAUUUACGGAAAUACUUCAAAACUGCCACCUCAGUACAUUUUCAUAAAUGUGUCCCUUAAAAAAGAACAUGCUAAGAUUUUGUCUGUUGAUUCUUCAUUUUGAUAAAAUAAAUUUAACCAUGAGAUAAAACACAAAUGGUUGAUCUUUUACUAUAAGCAGCUGUUUUCCAAAGCUCAUUAUUGAGCAUGUUAAAAUAAUUGCCUACUUAUUAUCUACAAAUAGACAAUAAUAUUAGCAUGUUCUUUUGUCUAUUAAUGGUCCUGCUUCUUAGCAAUAUUAGAAAUGUUUUAUAAAAGCAGUUCAUGUUACUUUUCUGGUCUUUUCAUGGCAUAUGAGCAAAUAAACUAUUUACUACUCUCCUGUAAUAUACUGUGGUCUUUCAGUGGUAGACUUUAGCAGGUUAAUAUAUACCUUUUAUCUUCUAGAAGCAGAUGUUUUGCUACUUGAAUUCAGAAUUUGUGUCAACUCCCUAAAUUUGAAGCAAGAAACAAAGGAAGGAGUGUCGAUAUACUUUGUGGCCUAACUUUUUAUAGCAAUAAGUAAUUACAUUGAGAAAGCAGAACAUGGACAGCUAGCAUCUCAUCAGAGAACUGCAUAUGAGAAGUGUGAAAAAUAAGCUGACACAAAUCCAACUUAUGUAGUAAAAGAUGCCACUUUUUCUAAUAAAUUGUUUAUUUACAAAAGGUCUAAUAGCUUGUGAGGUUCUUUACAUCAGAACAAUAUAUUAAGACAGAAGAGAAGACCUGGUAGUUACAAACACAGAAAAUAGAAAUCUUGUUCCCUCUAUUACUCACCUUUCAGAACAAAUCUUGAGUUUAGUUGUAGAGGUAGGCAAAAGGGAGUAACAGCUACCAAAAAAGUUUGCAGGCAUAACUAAAAAAAAAGUUUAUAAAUAGCAAUUUAGAUAUACCAAAGGAGGAAUAGCAUAUAAGAAUAGCUUAGUUUGACUCUGAUUUACUUAAAAAGUGUUUAUUUUGAUUGGAAAUGCAGGUAAGAUGUAGAAGAGAGGUUUUUCAGUUCCCUGAAAUGUAAUUGUCAACUUUCUAUCUAGGGCACCUACUAUCAAAUUAACAGUCAUUUAUCAAUCACCAACAAUGACUAUCUCAUUGUCAUAAAAGCUGUUUUUUAUACAGUAAGUAAACAAGCAAAAAAAAAACAAAACCAUGCAGUUUAUUGCAAUUAGUUUAGGUCAGGUAGGAAAUAAAAAAAAAGGGAGGGCUAUGGGGAGUGAGUGUGGUAAUUAGUGCCACGUAGUCUCAUCUCUCAUCUGCUCCAGUAACAUUUGUGCUUGCCAUGUUGCUAUUUAGCCUUUUUACUUUUCAAAAAUUGCCUGAAAUAGCUGUAAGCUUAAAAUUACAGCAGGGAUUUAACUAGUUACAACCAAGUUAUGGAAACAUGUCCAUAGAUAAUGGACUAUUACUCAGCUAUAAAAAAUGAAACCUUGCCAUUUCCAACAUGAAUGGGAUUGGAGGGGAUCAUGCUAGUGAAAUAAGGAGCAAGGUAAAUUCCAGAUAAUUUCAUUCACAUGGAUUAUCAAGAAACCAACAGAUAAAGCAAACAAACCAAAACAAACUAGAAAACUAACAGAACAGAGGCUACCAGGGUGGAAGUGCAGGAAGGAGGGAGGAGGCCCAAUGAAUGGAGGUGAAUUUUGGGUACUGUUGGUGGCUGAUAUAACAAUUCUUGAAGAGGUAGAAACCCUUUAACCCUGUUAUACUAUAAACUGCUGCUAGCUACCUAGAAUUUUUUCUUCUUCUAAUUUUGUGUCUUCUAAUGGACAAUUGAAGUCAAGAAUUUAAUCAUUUUUAUUUUAAUUUCUGGCUUCUAAAAGCUGUACUUGCUUGAGUUCACUGUUUUUUCCAAAAAAAGUACUUAUUUUGCUAUUGUGAUUGCUGUGACCUCUUGUGUAACACCAAUUAAUGUAAAAGCUGCUAAAGUUAUGGUACAUGAAUUUAUGAACGGGAUGUGAAAAGUUCUGUUCCAUAGUAACACCAGGGGUUUCCUUUAAACGCAAAGGCCACAUGGAAUUUGCAUGCCUCAUUAACAACCAACCUUGUGGGUAUUUCUGAGGUAACGGUUAAGGAGGGUGACAGUAACUAAACAUUAGGUAUACUUCAAUUAUAUAUGUACCUUUAGGUUAGUAUGGUUAUUCCAAUGAUGCUUUUUCAAACUUUAGUACAGAUUGUGUGUGCCAUGGUGGAUGCUGGAUGAUUUUGUCAUUCAACUAAUACUUUACAUUCAGUAAAUGCCUAGUAUGUUGCCAGGUACUAUUCUAAUCCUCAGGAUACACAAGUGAAUGAAACACAAAUCUCUGUCCCCAAGGAACUAGACCAUCAUUUAAGUAUAAAGAACUGAAAACCUUAAGAGCAAGGUAAGAAUAGGAAGGUAAGAAUUAUUUUUUGGCAUAUGCCAUUACCAUAACCAGACAAUGAAAUUAUAAGCCUAUUAUUAUAAGCUUAUGAGAACACAGUUUAUGAAAAUGACUUAAGAUUUUAUUUUGCUUUGUAUUUAUAAGUGCAGUUUUACUUGAAGAAUGAAACUUUGUAUUGAGAAUCCAACUUCAAGGAAAAAAUCUUAAGUGGAAUUAAUAUGCUCUGCCUCAUUUUGCUUUUCUAAGUGUUUUAGUUUUCAGUUUUGUAAUUUACAUUUAAAGUACACAAUGUAGUUUACUGUCCUAUAAACUUUAGAGGCAUUCCUCACUCUUCCCUGUUGCUAUUUUAUUAGCAACUGUUCUAAUAGCAUCUAACUUAAAAAAAAAAUUAUACAAAGGGAGCUGCCCCUUUGUAGAUGUAAAAAUAAAUGUCUGCUUAGUCAGCACUCAGUUAAUUGUUAAAACUGGAAGAAAACUGGGAUCAUGUAGGCAAAUAACCUUUCGUGAAAAAUACAGCUUUUAGGAGUAUAGUCUCUCUACUCAACUAUUAAGAAUUAAGAUUGCCUUAUUCUAGGCCAAUCAUUUUCAUUUUAUAGUUGUACAAAUGAACAAACCAAAAGAUGAGAUAGCUGUUGGUACUUGAUUAUCAUCAAAUUUUCUGGGAGAGGAAAAAAGAUUUGAUACUGGAAAAGAUGAAAUAACUUACAUGUCGAAGCUACUUUGGGUAAUGAAAUGGUAUCAGCUAUGCUAAAAAUUGUGGGAUCACUGCUUUUUGAAAAAGUACUGUCAUAUAAAAAUACUUAGGGAAGAUGCAAGCAAUAUGAAAUGUAUUAGUGCAUUUAAUCCAAUUAACAUGCUACUGAGAGGAAGAGAAAUUUUCUUCCUAGGUGUCCAAAGCUUAAUUGGAAAGUACUAAUUUUCUCCCUACUGGAAAACAACCUGCUUUCCCAUUUGAACACUUUUGUCAAACUCCUGUUUGAACAUAUGUACUCAACCAUAAUAGAACAAACGUUAACAAGAUAUUUGUUUUUCCCAGCUGAAAAUUUAGAAACCAAAUAUAAUAGGUUAACAGUAUUCAUGCAAACUCCUGCUUUAAUAGUCUUUCAACACCUGUUGUCUUCAGAUCAUACAUCUUUCUAGCAACUCCCAUUUGUUAAGAGCAAUGGUAGACAAGUAUUACAAACAAUUCAAUGACAUCUUUUAAACCAGGAUUUUCUGGUGUGAACUGUAGUUUUAAGUUUUAAACUGUUUAUAGGCCAAAUUAUUUUCAUGGGGGGAACUAUAAGAUAAUUUGAAUUUGUACUGUCUUCUAUGGUGAGUUGAUGUUGUGAAAAGAAAAUUGUAUCUUGUAACAAAUACAGAAAUCUAUUUUAAGGACAUGCUAAAACACAUCAGUAGCUUUUUAUUUAAAUAGAAAAUCAAAACUUUAAAGUUGUACUUAAAAAAAUCAUCAUUCAUGGAAGUUAUUAGAACAAAAUUUUACAGAUUCUGAAUUCUUCUGUGAAACAUCACUAGUAUUUCUGCCAAUCAAUAUCAUAUGCAUAUUUUAAAGAUUUACCACUAACUUCCAUGUGAAGUGUUAACAUGAUUAGCAAUAAAAUUACUACCAUUACAACGGGACCUCUGAAAAUUAAGUCUAGGCAACUCCCUGUUGCCAAAGUUGUUAUGUUUUGGUUCUAAUAUACAAUAGAAGACUAACCUUAAAGCAAGCAAUCUGAUUACUUCACAUUUUCUAAAGAUAGUAAGUCUCACUUUCUACAAAGUCAUGUCAUAUUUCACAGCAGAAAAAUGACUUGGCAGAGACAAGUUUAGAAAUAAAUCUGAGACUUAACAACUGAUGUUAGAUUUAACUAAAUUAAACAAGGGAGGCAGGGUGGGAAAGAAUUAUCCUGGUCAGUAGUCCCACUUUCAAAUUCAUUAGUAUGGUAAAGAAAAAGAAAAUGAACUUUUCUGUUCUUGAAAUAGGAUUGCUCCAAGUGUGUAAAACAGGAAGGAGGGAAAAAAAAAAAACAAAAACAAACCCCAAGAUAUUACCAAAGACUGCUAAAAUUCACUUAAAAAAAAUCUCCUGCACUGAAGGAAAAUAUAAAUCACAUUACUAACCUUCAAAAGUUAGCAUGUAAAGAGUAUUCUAGCUUCUAGCCACUAUAUCUCUAAAGUAUUUUGUAGGAAAUUCAUAAACCAAAAAACAAAACAAAACAGAUAUGGGGCCUCAAACGCACUGAUUUGUGAAAUUCUUAAAAAAGUAACCUAGUUAUGUGGGUAAGAUGAAGCAAAAUUUAGGUUAUUUAGUAUCUUUAAAUGAUUAACUUUUUUGAGCUGAGCAUUUUAAAUAGAAAUAAAUACUAGUACACGCUAGAAGAGAAGGUUUAAUAAUUGAUAAAAAAUGUACAAAAAUAUUCAAAUCAGAAAUGCUUUAGAAUGUGUACCAUGAAGUCAACACUUCUCAGUGAGUAGGGAUGGUAAAAGACUAACUCAUUGGAGAAAAAAAUUAAAAAAAAAAAAAAAAAAAAAAA
This is a messenger RNA of Condylura cristata (star-nosed mole), 10331 nucleotides long. It is a transcript of the gene FMNL2, whose product is annotated as formin-like 2. The record is from RefSeq and is a predicted model, not a curated record. Gene Ontology annotation, cellular component: cytosol. The coding region runs from base 394 to 3768 and encodes 1124 amino acids. NCBI's taxonomy places the organism in Eukaryota, Metazoa, Chordata, Mammalia, Eulipotyphla, Talpidae. Gene Ontology annotation, molecular function: actin filament binding; small GTPase binding. The transcript is spliced from 29 exons. Gene Ontology annotation, biological process: cell migration; cortical actin cytoskeleton organization; regulation of cell shape.